CUUUUGCUGAUGAUACUUUAUACUUUUCCCCCCAGUUUCCACCUACGCUAAGUCAAUUUUAAUGUUAGCAAUGAUUUGAACUAGCGCUUACCGUCAGGAGUUUAACGUUAGUCGACCUAGCGAACACCUGACCACCAUUUAACGCGCCCCGUGCUCAGUAUUUGCUUCAAAAUGUUUCCAAGGAAGCCCCGCCGCAAGGCAGACACACCUUUGAAGGCGCCCCUGGCAUACGGUCGGGGAAGCCUGAAAUCAAGAAAGCACCAAGCAAUACCAGAACAUGAGCCUCUAAGCAACACCGUUGAACAAAGUGAUUACGCACGGGUGAGUACUUUGAUUAUAUUUCUAUAUUACAUUCGGGGUCAUUUUGUAACUUGGCCUUUUGCAUCCAAAAACGUCAAGCAUAUGGAAUCCAUUUUGAAUCCUUACAGAGGUACAUGUGUACAAAAAACAUUUCUCCUGGUGGGAGGAUGCCAUGUUGUCUUUUUAUCCCUGCAGAUCAGUAGUAGGCAUGUGCAAUUCAAAUCCAAGUUUCAGCCAAGAUCCACCAACGGCAUCUGGCCUCUAUCGUCACCACCAUCAGCAGCAGCAGCAGCAGCAGCAGGAGAAGCUGAGAGGGUCGGCCGUGACAUUUCGGGUCAUCCCAUGGGUCAGGCGAGGCCAAGCCCACUUCAAACAGGGAUGACACCAGUUGAGAACUCAAGUGACUCCUCAGAUCACGAUGACAUGUGGGACUUCUCAUCCUCCAGCAGUGAUCCUUCCCCAGAGAUCUUCAGGGAUGACAGUGAUACUAGUACCUUUGAUUUCUCCGGAGAAGCCGACCCGCUGGACACGCAGCGGCACAUGCAGCGGCCUUGCUCCUCCACCUUGCUGAGCAGCAGCCACGCCGAGAACAUCGCCAGACACCAGCCUCCCAAUGUCUCCGCCAUCCUCGACAAACCCUCGGAGGGGACAUCCUUGAAAUCUGCCGUCGCCAAGAGGCCCAUAUCCUACAGGAAGGCACAACCCUUCAAAACCCCUCUGGUUCCCUCAAGGCCGCGCGAGAAGCCGAAUUUCUCUCCACCCAUGGUUUUCCAGUACUCCGACAGAGAGGAGUUCUUCCGGCAAGUCCGCGAACGUGCCGACCGACUCAAAAGUUUUCGCCUGUCUUUACGACCCUCUGUCCCGUGAUGCAAAAUAUCUCGUUGCACUCUUUUGGAGCAGCCCAUUUUAAAAAAGGUGACCUGCAACUGGUGAGAAUUUAAAUUCACCUCUAGGUGAAAUUAACUGUUAUAUAGAUUAUUUUCAGAUAAUACCUCUUUUUAGGUUUAUGCUGCUUAAUGGCCACUAGAUGUCAGACAUGGAACUAUCUAACAAGUUUUUUUGUCGCUGUUCCAUAUGUGCCAUGUAUUUAAAUAAAUACAUGUCAUUUUGUUGUUUUAUUUACUCCUGGACAGGGGCUCCGUCCAAAGCAAUGCAAGUUACCUCGAUUCCAAGAAAAUUGUUAAAAAUAAGUUUGUAUGUGUUCUUUUCAUUCGUUGACUCCAAAGUUGCUCUUUGAUGGAGUUCUGUUAAU
Messenger RNA from Syngnathus typhle (broad-nosed pipefish), 1552 nucleotides. RefSeq lists its product as uncharacterized. The record is from RefSeq and is a predicted model, not a curated record. The coding region runs from base 172 to 1167 and encodes 331 amino acids. The transcript has 5 exons. NCBI's taxonomy places the organism in Eukaryota, Metazoa, Chordata, Actinopteri, Syngnathiformes, Syngnathidae.